CGCUGCUACACUGAUAUUUACGGUAGCUCGGUGCUAACGGUAACCGGAGCUAACCGGAGCUGAAGUUUCUUGCAUCGCCACCGGCUGUUGUUAUUCGGGUUUAACGGGGGUUUUACCGGCGUGUGAAAGAGCUCAGCAGGAAGUCAACAUGACGUCUUCAUGAUCUGAACUCUUGGGACUCGCUGCUGUUGCUGCCCUCUGAUUGGUGGAAGUCAGCUGUCCGUCAUCAUGCAGCUGACCUAUGAGAAGCUGCCGGCUCAGCUGAGGCAGAGCUCCCGGCUCAGGAAGCUGGCGGCCGUGAUGCUCGCCGCCUACGCCAUCAAAAAACUGACGCCGCACGUCUGGAGGAGGAUCGUCCAGAGGAGUGCAGCAGGUAAACAGCUGGUCAGGGCUAACCUCCCGGAGGACGUGGCCUCCUCCUCCAUCACUGAUAACCAAAAAGAGAAGAAGAAGAGUGACAGCAGGUCUCCAUCAGUGAACAGGGAUUUUGCCCUCAGACUGUCUCGUCUGUUGAAGCUCUUGUUUCCACGGUUACUGUGUCCAGAGGUCGGACUGCUCGCCUUGCACUCUCUCACUCUGAUGUCCAGAACCUUUCUGUCCAUUUACGUCGCUACGCUGGACGGUGCGAUUGUGAAGUCUAUCGUACAGAAGGAUCCACGAGCCUUUGUGCUCCAGCUGUCUAAGUGGCUCCUCGUUGCCGUUCCUGCCACGUUCAUCAACAGUGCCAUCAGAUUCCUCGAAGGUCAACUGACACUCAGCUUCAGGAGCCGUUUGGUCAACCACGCCUACGAGCUGUACUUCACCAACCAGACAUACUACCGAGUCAGUAACAUGGACGGCCGUCUGUCCAAUCCCGAUCAGUCUCUCACUGAGGACAUCGUCAUGUUUUCAGCCUCCAUCGCUCAUCUUUACUCCAACCUAACCAAACCCAUCCUGGACGUGGUCGUCACCUGCUACACCUUGCUGCGCACCGCUCACUCCAAAGGAGCCAACACUACUUGGCCGUCAGUCAUCGCCGGCAUUGCGGUCGCACUCACUGCCAAAAUCCUGCGCUCCUGCUCGCCUCGAUUCGGGAAGCUCGUGGCUGAAGAGGCACGACGGAAAGGAGAGCUGAGGUACAUGCAUUCCCGUAUCAUCACCAACUCAGAGGAGAUCGCAUUCUACGGAGGACACAAGGUGGAGAUGGCCCAGCUGCAGAGGAGCUACAUGUCUCUGUCCUCUCAGAUUCAUAAGAUCCUUCUGAAGCGGCUCUGGUACGUCAUGCUGGAGCAGUUCCUCAUGAAGUACGUAUGGAGCGCCUCUGGACUGGUGAUGGUCGCCGUGCCCAUUAUCACCGCCACAGGAUACUCCAAAUAUGACUCUGAGGAGGUGAAGCAGGCAGCCAUGGUGAUGAAGGAGGAGGAGCUGGUGAGCGAAAGGACGCAGGCCUUCACCAUAGCCAGAAACCUGCUGAAUGCUGCAGCCGACGCCGUGGAGAGAAUCAUGAGUUCCUACAAGGAAGUAACAGAGUUGGCAGGUUACACAUCUCGAGUCUCUGAGUUGCUGGAUGUGUUUGAAGACGUGAAUAAUGGAGUCUACCGUCGCUCUGCAGAGAAAGAGGAGGCGUUAACAGCAGCAGCAGCAGAAGGAGGAGAACCAGGAGUGAUGCAGCACGGGCAGAGAGUCUGUGGCCGUCUGGAGAUCAGAGGUCAGGUGAUCAGUGUAGAGAAGGGGAUUCGCUGUGAGAACCUGCCAAUCAUCACGCCGACCGGAGACGUGGUGGUAUCCAGCCUCAACAUCCAGGUGGACGAGGGGAUGAAUGUGUUGAUCACAGGUCCGAACGGUUGUGGAAAGAGUUCUUUGUUCAGGAUCCUCAGUGGAUUGUGGCCUGUUUAUGGAGGAGUCCUGUUCCGUCCAGAUCCACAGCACAUGUUCUACAUCCCACAGAGGCCCUACAUGUCAGAGGGGACCCUCAGAGACCAGGUGAUCUAUCCGGACUCAGUAGAGGAGAUGAUUCAGAAAGGAAUGAGAGAUUCAGACCUAGAAGAGAUCCUUCGCACAGUCCACCUGCUCUACAUCCUGGACAGAGAAGAAGGUUGGGAGUCAGUCAGUGACUGGAAGGAUGUUCUGUCUGGAGGAGAGAAACAGAGGAUGGGGAUGGCUCGUAUGUUCUACCAUCGCCCCAGGUAUGCUCUGUUGGAUGAAUGUACGAGUGCCGUCAGCAUCGACGUGGAGGGAAGCAUCUUCCAGGCUGCAAAGGAUGCUGGGAUAGCCCUGCUGUCAAUCACACACAGACCCUCCCUUUGGAAGUACCACUCUCACCUCCUGCAGUUUGAUGGAGAAGGUGGUUGGCGUUUUGAACGUCUGGAUGCGUCCACUCGUCUGUCUCUGCAGGAGGAGAAACAGCGCCUGGAGAAUCAGCUGUCGGGGAUCCCAAAGAUGCAGCAGCGUCUGGCAGAGCUGUGUCUCCUCCUGGGGGAGAGAGAGGGGGAGAGAGAGGAGGAGGAAGAGGAGGAGGAGAAGGAGGAGGAGGAGGAGGACAAAUGA
Molecule: messenger RNA, 2526 nt
Organism: Scomber scombrus (Atlantic mackerel)
Lineage: Eukaryota; Metazoa; Chordata; Actinopteri; Scombriformes; Scombridae
Gene: abcd1
Product: ATP-binding cassette, sub-family D (ALD), member 1
Exons: 17
Coding region: 229-2526 (765 amino acids)
Biological process (GO): fatty acid beta-oxidation; very long-chain fatty acid catabolic process; long-chain fatty acid import into peroxisome
Cellular component (GO): peroxisomal membrane
Molecular function (GO): ATP hydrolysis activity; long-chain fatty acid transmembrane transporter activity; ABC-type transporter activity
Source: RefSeq, a predicted model, not a curated record